AAACGACGACGAGCUCGACGUGGUCAACAUGUCGCGCGAAACCGCCAUGAAGCUGAUUGCACGCUCCAUCAUUGCCAUUGCAAAUGCUGCCGGCGACGUGCCGGCCACGCCGCCCAUUUCCCGCCCAACCACUCCUGCUGGCAGGGAGAACCACGCCGUUCGCCAGCACCGAAGAACCUCUUCCAGACCGGCAACGCCUAUUCCCGCCGAAAAGGAAAAGCACCAGCCCACCGAACUAGCGCCACCAGAAGCGGGCCACGACGAGCCCGUCACCAUCCACGACAUUGGCGCCGGCGCCCAGCCCGAGGCGGUGCAGCGGGCCAACAUGGCGAGGAAAUUCUUCUCCAAGACGGUGCCAAAAGUCGGCGUUGAGGAGUACAUGAAUCGCAUCCAGAAAUUUUGCCCGCUAUCAACUGCGGUCUGGCUAGCGGCCGGAUCCUACAUGCUGCGUCUAUGCGUUAUCGAUAGAAGCGUCCCACUGACCUAUCGCACCAUGCAUCGGCUUAUCUUGGCCUGUGCGCUGGUCGCCAUGAAGGCCCUCGAGGACCACCGAUGGCCCCAGAAGCGCUUCGCCGCCGUGGGUGGCGUCGACGAGGCGGCCCUGAGCCGGCUGGAGCUGUGCGUCGAGUUCCUGCUAUCGUUUGACGUCCAGAUCUUCACGCCCGAGAAGCUCAAGGACUUGACGCUGCAACUGCAAAGGGCGGGUCAGGCUGCGACCAUGACGUGCAGACUACCCACAACAUUCAACCUGAGGUUGGGCAACCCAAAGAUGCGCAAUGCACAGGUUGCGUGAGGAGCAGCAGGAAGAGCGAGCGCGCGUGAGAGAGAGAGAGCGAGAGGGAAAAACAAUGUCCUUUGGUUUUUUUUGUGGUCGUUUCAAAUUUUCAGGAUAUCCCCC
Messenger RNA from Exserohilum turcica Et28A, 898 nucleotides. RefSeq lists its product as uncharacterized. The transcript has a single exon. The coding region runs from base 29 to 793 and encodes 254 amino acids. The record is from RefSeq and is a predicted model, not a curated record. Gene Ontology annotation, biological process: regulation of cyclin-dependent protein serine/threonine kinase activity. Gene Ontology annotation, molecular function: cyclin-dependent protein serine/threonine kinase regulator activity; protein kinase binding. NCBI's taxonomy places the organism in Eukaryota, Fungi, Ascomycota, Dothideomycetes, Pleosporales, Pleosporaceae. Gene Ontology annotation, cellular component: cyclin-dependent protein kinase holoenzyme complex; nucleus.